UGGUGGCACUGCUGUUGCUAGUGUGUUGUUUGGGGAGUAUAAUCCUCCAGGACGUAUGCCCUUAACAACUUAUACAUUCACUUCUAGCUCUCAUAUACCUGAUUCUACUGAUUAUAAUAUGAAUACACCACCUGGUCGUACUUAUCGAUAUUACACUGGUGUUCCUGAAGUACCCUUUGGAUACGGACUCUCGUACACUACAUUUGCAUACUCUGACCUUUCAGUGUCAACUGAUCACAUAAAACCAUGUGAUAAUAUAAUUGUAACGGUAACACUAACCAACACUGGUAGCAUGAUAGGUGAAGAGGUUGUGCAGGUGUACCUCACUCCUCCAUCAUCCCUUCCUGAUUAUACUCCUAAUAUACAGAUGGUUGGUUUUGCUAGGGUGUCAUUGAAACCGUCUGAUAAGGAGAUCCUUCAUAUUUCUGUAUCAGCAUAUUUGAUGUCAUUUGUUGAUGAUAAAGGUGAGAGGUUAAUCUAUCCAGGGAGCUACACCUUUAGUGUUGGUGGGGCAUUACCAGGGAAGACUACAGCAGUUGGUGACGUUACUAUUGAUACAGUAUCAUUUGAUAUUGAUGGAGAUGCUAGGCAACCAGUUGCAGUGUCUUCCUGCACUAAUGACAUUCCUAAAUGCCUUGCUUGCUAAUUGUGCUUCAUUUAUUUUUGCUACUUUUUUGCUAAUAACAUUUCUGCAUUGAAAACAGAGCUACUCUUAAUAAUUUUGCAAUGAUAAAAUGCUGGCUUUUUAACAGUUUGAAUUAGAAUAAUUAACCAUUCAAUUAAAAA
Molecule: messenger RNA, 786 nt
Organism: Amphimedon queenslandica
Lineage: Eukaryota; Metazoa; Porifera; Demospongiae; Haplosclerida; Niphatidae
Product: probable beta-glucosidase I
Exons: 2
Coding region: 56-646 (196 amino acids)
Source: RefSeq, a predicted model, not a curated record